This is a messenger RNA of Necator americanus (New World hookworm), 801 nucleotides long. RefSeq lists its product as uncharacterized. The transcript has 7 exons. NCBI's taxonomy places the organism in Eukaryota, Metazoa, Nematoda, Chromadorea, Rhabditida, Ancylostomatidae. Gene Ontology annotation, cellular component: membrane. The record is from RefSeq and is a predicted model, not a curated record. Bases 1 to 801 code for a protein of 266 amino acids.
AUGGGCAGGUUGCAAGCCUCUAGUCCCAUGAGUUUCUGGGAGAACUUCCGUUCUCCCGGAGUGGACAUGCUUUUGGCCGGACCGACGUGCGGGAUUCAAGGAUGUCAUGAGUCAGUCCUGGCUCAGCAGAAACAGGGAGUCCAUCCCCUGAAUCCACCUGCGUCUCUGGGCAAGCGCAAGGUCGCUUUUGGUCCGCGAUUUGCCCCCUAUCCGCCACCCGGGGACGCGCCACGUAGCCUCGCGACUAACCGGCUUGAUCAAGGCUAUAAAUGGGUGGCAUUGUUCGAAGCGCUGGUCACUUACGUUUGUCCGUUCGUAUGUACUCUGAUCGCUGAUCUACUCGUACUUUGUUGGGGACAAAAAAGCAAUAAGUUUACAGUACUGUCAAGCGAUUCUGUAUGUAAACAUACGUGCUCACAUGAAUUAGCCCACGGACUAAAGAUACAAUCCAGAGAAAGUCUACAGCUUACUCAUCUCCGACGACAACGAGCAAUUCGACGAUGUCUUUUCAUGGCAACUAUUCAAAUGAUUCUGAAUGCUCCUUACUACACGCUGCAACUCAUCGAUGAGAUCUAUUCAUUACAAUCAACGCCAUCCGGUCUUGUUUCUUAUUUGUACAUGGAUGCGGUGCUAUAUCUUUUGUAUUUGUGCCAAUUUCCAUUCGUCUCGCUCUACAUUGGGAAUCUUCAUUCGGAUAUGAAAGCUUCGGAACGGCUAAGACGUGCGAAUAGCUCCGUUUCUACUCGCCAAGACAGUCUACGGCAUCCACUUACAAGUGCACGUAGUGUCGAUCCAUGCUAA